Molecule: messenger RNA, 767 nt
Organism: Galeopterus variegatus (Sunda flying lemur)
Lineage: Eukaryota; Metazoa; Chordata; Mammalia; Dermoptera; Cynocephalidae
Product: protein Lines homolog
Exons: 1
Source: RefSeq, a predicted model, not a curated record
AAUAUAGGAUUUGAUUCUACAGUUCUUCUUGACUUUUUGAUUUCAUCAGAAACCUGUUUUCUUGAAUAUUUUGUGAGGUUUUUAAAAUUAUUGCAAAAAGACUGGAAUAAUUUUUUCACCAUUUGCAAGUACUUUGAUGCAACUGAAUCUAAAUGUGGCAUAAAUAUUUGUAAUUGUGUUCCCUCACUUAUCCAAGACAGAAGCGCCAACCAAACAACACCUCAUCGUUUGACUGCUCUUGAUAGUCACAUAAAUGCUUCUUCUUGGGUCUCCUGGGCUUCUGAACCACUGAACCAGGUUAUGAUGUCCAAGAAGACCCACAGCAUCGGGGCUCACAGUCUCUCUUCCUUCCAUGCUUCUCAAAGUCUGGUAGAUUAUGACAGCUCUGAUGAUUCUGAAGUGGAAUCCACAGACCAGUGUUUAGCAAACAGUAAACAGACAUCUUUACAACAAGAAACGGUUAAGAAAAUUCAGGACACAGCUGGGACAAGUAGGGAUGAAAAAGAACUUAUCCUAGAGCCUCAGUCAGGGUCUCUAGUUCCAAAAGAGUCUAAUACUCCCUACUCCAUUGACUGUGAAGUAACCCCACAUGAUAAUGUCUCUGAUGUGGGAAUAUUUUAUAGAGUAGUCAAGUGCUUGGAAGAACUACAAGGUGCCAUUUACCGUUUGCAAAAGAAAAAUCUAUUCCCUUAUAAUCCUGCUGCACUUUUGAAGUUGUUAAAACAUAUAGAGGCAAUAUAUAAUAAAAGUAUGAACCCUUUGUAAAA